AUGGGGAAGGAUUUAGAAAAACAGCACGUUAGAAACGGACACAGAGACGCUCCAAAAUCAGAUAACGUUUACUUGAAAUUAUUAGUUAAAUUAUAUUCAUUUUUAGCUCGUAUGUGAAAAAUUUUGAGUUCAAGAAGAUGUAAAAUACAUUUAAAAAGGAAAUUCCAUAUAAAAUUUAUAUGUUAUUAAUGGUUUAAAUCCAUCAGAAAAGAAUAAUUUGAAAUUUCAGAUAGUAAAGAGACUAUCAAAUUGAAAUUGAAUGAUUUCGGGUAGCUCAUCACUACAAGUAUGAUUGGAUUAGUUUAGAACUAGAACUAGAACCAUCCUGCGAGUACUUUUUACAAGUGCGUCUUCUGAGCAGAUGUAUGGAAUUACAAAUACUAACUAUUUACUAGGUCGUACUGAUGCUCCAUUCAACAAAAUCAUUUUAAAACAAUUAUUUUUAUCAAAAAUUAACAGACCACCAGUUUCAGUUUCAAGAAUCUCAAGAGCUUUCAAAAAUGAAGGUGCUUCAGAAAAAACUGUUGUUGUUGUUGGUACCGUUACUGAUGAUAACAGAUUAUUAGAAUUUCCAAAAGUUACUGUUGCUGCUUUAAGAUUCACUGCUGGUGCAAAAGCUAGAAUCUUAAAGAAUGGUGGUGAAGCUAUUACUUUAGAUCAAUUAGCUUUAAGAGCUCCAAAAGGUCAAAAUACAUUAAUUGUUAGAGGUCCAAGAAAUGCAAGAGAAGCUGUUAGACAUUUUGGUUUUGGUCCACAUAAAGGUAAAGCUCCAAGAAUUUUAUCAAAAGGUAGAAAAUUUGAAAGAGCUAGAGGUAGAAGAAGAUCAAGAGGUUUCAAAGUUUAAUUCUAAUACUUGUAUAGAUGAAAAAUAUAAGAAGUAUUUUAAUUCACGAUUUAUGAUUUUUUUUAUACUACACGAAAUGCUGCAAAAUGGAAUACAUUUGGAAGAUUUUCCAUUAGAUAUACUUUAUAAGAUAAUUGAAUACUUUAGUAGUGAUUAUCAGUUCCCUGAUGAGACAUUUGUUUUGAAUAAUGUUAGAAUUGAUGCAUCAUAUCAUGAUUUAUUAUCGUUAUCGUCCACUUGUAAAUAUUUUAGAAUGUUGCUAAAUCCGAUACUAUAUAGAACUAUAAGUUUAAUAAGGUUAAAUCAAAUUGAUUCGAUACUUAAUAGUCCUAAAUCACAAGAGAAAUGUAGUGAUAAAUUUAGAUACAACAGAGAAUUUUUUAAAGAAUUGAUUUAUGAAAAUAUUUCAAAUUGCGAUAAAGUGGAAGCAAUUACUCGAAAACAUAUUGUUGGAGAUGAAUUGUAUAAAAGUGAGUAUCAUAGUAUGUUGAUGAUACCGAAUUAUUAUACUUAUUUGGAAGGAGAUAACUCGAUUUUGAAAGGUAAUGAUUUAGACUUCUUUUUGAAUUUAAAGACGUUGAAAAUAUUAGAUCAAGGUUGUUUUGAUAUUAUUGAUAGAGAUUAUAAAUUGCCCAAACUCCGAUUUUUACAAGUUAAUGCUGAAACAUUGAAAAAUUCUAGUGGAUUGUUGAAAUUAUUAAAGAAUCUUGACAGGUUGGAUUUAUAUUUGGAUUAUGGAGAGCUGACAGGUUUUAAUAUUAAUGAAUACCUAGAAAAUAACAAAUUAAAAGAAGUUAAUUUAUUUUUAAAUGCUCCUUAUUCAAUUAGAUAUGAGGAUACUAUUAUAUUACUUGAAUCUUUUACUAAAUUGGAUAAAUUGGUCAUAAGAACGAAACGAAGGAACAGUUUGUCAACUCAAAACCAAUCUAAAUGGAGGUUAUAUUCAGAUUAUAUAGGUGACAAGUUAUUAACAAUUAUUGAAAAUGUUACUGAGGUAACUUUAGACAUUGAAAUUAUAGAACAAUUAAACUUUCGUCCAAGUACUUACACUCAAGUGUCACUUCCAAAUAAUAGGCAAUUAACAUUAGUUGACAGAGCUGCUAUUGGUCCUCAAUUAUCGACCAACAUUAAAGAAUUUAUUGGGAUAAUAAUUAAAUCUGGUUUUUCAAGCUUAAAUUUUCAUUAUGGAGAGAAUCUAGAUGAAAGUCAUAUUCAUAUGUUAAAACUAGUCACUGAUUUAGUUCAAUGGAUAAGUAACUCAAAUGAAGCACAUUAUUUAGGUUUGAAUUCCAUUUCACUUGAAAAAACAUGGUCAAUCACCGAUGAUUCCAUUCUUCGUGAAUAUAUUUUAAAUUUACUUAAACAGAACGAUAAGAAAUUAAAUUCAAUGUAUGUUUGGAGUACAACACCUUUUAAUUCACCAAGAUAUAAAUCAAGGGAUGCCUAUAAUGUUUCCUAUGUUAAAUCCAGAGGUGUUUCAAUAACUGAUAAUUCUGGUUAUUUUAUUGGAACAUUCAAUGAAGAAAUAGAUAAACCUAUUUUUACAACAACAGAUCAAUCAAACUCAAAUUCGUUCUGGUCUAGCGAGGCAUCAUUAUGUGAUUUUGAGCAGUAUUCGCUUCGUGAACGUAAAAGUCUCUUACGUUAG
Messenger RNA from Insectozyma verbasci, 2492 nucleotides. The record is from the annotation of a GenBank genome assembly. NCBI's taxonomy places the organism in Eukaryota, Fungi, Ascomycota, Pichiomycetes, Serinales, Debaryomycetaceae.